Diversispora eburnea is the source of this 7731-nucleotide messenger RNA. NCBI's taxonomy places the organism in Eukaryota, Fungi, Glomeromycota, Glomeromycetes, Diversisporales, Diversisporaceae. The record is from the annotation of a GenBank genome assembly.
AUGAGUGGAUCACGAAACCGUUACAGCAGACGUACGUCUUACCAACAUCGCCCACACCAAUUACAACCUCAUACUCGACAACAUCACAGUCAAGAACAUAGAGAUUCAAUAAAACUUUCACGAAUAAAUUCAUUUCUUUCACGAAUAAGGGAUGAAAGUGAUUCAGGGUAUACUAGAAAAACAUCGAAUGUUAAUCAGCUUGUUGCUUUAUUGGGAGAACCAUAUACACCUUGGGAAAAAACGCAAAUUUUCGAAGCUAUUACCCAAGGAUCUGAUAUUUCACCAGGUCUUGAUGCAAUAUUUGAAGAUUUAAGAGCACCACAUACAUUCAAAUUAGCUAUAGCAAAAUGUCUUGCACAGAUGGCUAUUAUAAUGAACACUGAAAUAAAUUUAUAUUUUCGUUGGGUAUUUGAAAGAUUACGGGCAUCAGGGAUAAGUUCAAAAGAAAAAGAAAAAGAACGAAAGAUAUGGUUAUUAACUUCAUUAAGAGAGAUAUUUUCACGUAAUCAAACCAAUUCAAUAUCUCAAAAUAUUCAACAACAUAUUCCAGGACUUCUUCAUGAUUUAGAAGGAUUACUUGAUUCAAUGGAUAGUUCAGAUUAUUUUCCUGGUAUCAUAGAUGUAUUAGAUAGAAUUGCCGAAAAAUAUUCAGUUGAAUUUGGAGAACGAUUUCAAGAUAUAAUUGAUUUAUUAGUAGGAUGUCAUUUCUUGGCUGAUAUGGAAGCACUUUCUGGUGUGACUAUUUCAGAUAAUCAUAAUAAUGAACAGAAUAAUGACCAUAACGAAGGACGGACACAAGUAGAAAAGAUUAAAAGUAAUAGUAAUAAUGAUGAAGAAGAAGAAAAAGAAAAAUCAAUACCAGUGAAUUUAAAAUCUUUAUUAAGUUGUUUUCAAGCAGUUGCUGCAGCUGUUGGUCAAUUUAUUUCAAAAGAAGAAGAUAUGAAUAAUACCAAUAACAAACAUCCAUUUGAUAAUUUAAGAAUUCAAGCAACUAAAUUUUGGAUGUUUCAAGUAAAACAUGGAUUUCAAAAAGAACUUACCAUAACUACAUUUGAUGAUUGGUUCGAUUUUUUCCUUCAAAUUCUUGCACAAUGGAUUCCAAAUAUUCAUCCAGAUGUUAUAAAUAUUUUAUUAAAUCCCAAUUCACCUUUAAUGAAAUUACGUUGGAUUUAUCCUCUUAAUUCUCGAUUACAUUCAGAUGUUAUGGAUAUGAUUUAUAUACUUUUAAAUAAUUAUUCUUCAACAAAAAAUUUAUCACCAUCAUCUAAUAAUCAAGAAAAAAUCAAAACUUUAAUUCAUCAAAUAACAAUUGAGAUUAAAAUAUUUUGGAUUCUUUGCUUAUUGAUUGAUAAGAUGGGAAAAUAUGAUUAUUUUGAUACUAUCAUAAUGGGAACUAUGAUGAGUACUUUACGUCAAAAGAAUGAUUUAAUUUCUUUCACUUUUCAUUCAAUGAUAUCACUUAUUUUGGAAUUAUUAAAGAAUUCAAAUGAUUUGUCAUUGAAUUCUCUUUCAUUGAUUAUUGAAUGGUUGCAAGAUAUCUUGGAUUUUUGUAAAGAUAAUCAACAAUUUUAUUCAAAAGAAUUUAAUAAAAUGAUUCAGAAAGAAAUUGGACAAGUUAUUGAUGUUCUUUUUGAUAUUUCAAGAACAACUAAAAUUGGAAAUAUUAGAGCACAAAUUCCCAAAAUUAUUAGACAUUAUUUUGAUAUUUUUGGAACUCUCUGUAUAAAUAAAAAUAUGAUUUCACAAAUAAUGUUUAGAAUAAAUGACAUUGAUUCUAAAGUUAAAUCCGAAUUUUCAAAUUUAAUAUUUGGAUUGAAUCCAUUUUUAUUCUCUUUUCGAUUAAAUCUUUCAAUUGAUCAAUUAAUUAAAAAGUUUAAGAAAGAUUUGGUUAUCACUCCACAUUCAGGAAGUUUUCGACCACCACACUUUCAAAUUGUUAUGAAUCAUCUCGGAAUGAAUGAUUUUUUAUCUAUACAAGAUGCAUCCGAUAAUACUUCAUAUUGUAAUAAUGAAAAGGAAUGGAAAUCUCGAUUAUUUUAUUCUUGUGGAUCAGUUGAUAUAUUUGAAAGAAUGAAUCAAGUUGGUGAAAUGAAUAAUCAGAAUUUAACAUAUUCCAAUUCUGAUAUUUCCGAUAUUGCGACAAUUAUUUCAAAUUCCAAUGAUUUACUUACAUUUUGGACGGUAUGGGAAGUAUCUCGUUAUUGUAUGUUAUCAAGAUUAAGAACACCUUUUGGAGGACCAAAGCAAACAUUUGAUGCAUUUGAAAAAAGACUUGUUGAUUUGUUGGAAGAAAAUUUCCCAAUUUCCAUUGAACCUGAAGGAAUAAAGUAUGCUAUAAAAAAUAGUGUUACAAAUAUGAGACAACUUCGAGAAAUUUUAAAUAUUUUCGAUCGUUUGGAACUUCAAAUAUAUAAUGCAACAAUAGGAACAGCAUUAGGAUCAAUACCUCAAUCACCUAGAGCUAGUAUUAUGUUCUUUCGAACUAAUCGAAAAGUUUGUGAUGAUUGGUUUUCUCGUAUUAGAAAAAAUAUUGUUAAAGGUGCAAUAAUUGUUGGAGAUAAUGCUAUGGCUAUUAGGCAUGAACGAGUAAAUGAAUUAAAACAAGGAUCAGUUAAGAAUAAAUUAGUUUGGUUAUCAGAUUUUGAACAAAUUCUGGUUGAUGUUGUUUCUUGUCUUCAAAAGUUAAAUUCAUCUGAUUCUAUAUCUGGAUUAUUGGCAUGGUCAAAGAAUAUUUAUUCACUUAUUAUUGAAUCUAAAGAAAUUUCUCAAUCUGAACAAAUCGAAUCUGAAGAAACUUCAGAUUUAUCUUCUAUAUUAUUAUCAGAAAAAUAUUUUUCAUGGAUGACUUGUUCACGAUAUUUUGCUGAAUCAAAAUAUGAAUUAGCAGCAAAAGAAGGAAUUGAUUCUUUGAAUUUCUUUCUUAAAGAUGAUAAUAAUGAAAUCUUAAAAUCAUCUCCACAAUUACAAUUUCUUAGUUCUCAAAUUAUUGAUAGUUAUUGUAAGAUGAAUGAUUGGUCAUCUCUUGCAAAAUGGUUGAGUUCUUAUAAUGCAACAGAAUUUAUUGUUGAUCCAUUGGUUCAUAUGAAUUUAGAAUAUUUUAAUUCAAUUGAAAAUUAUAAUGAAAAUCGAUAUUUGGAAGCUUGGGAAUUAAUUGAUGGAAUUCCUUUAAAAUUAAAUCAAAAUAAUUUUUAUCACCGUGGAAUUGAAAUUAUAUCAUCUUUAAAUUUCCUUCAUACUAUAGUAAAUAUAAUAACAAUUAAAUCAGAUAUUUCAAAUCUACCAAAAUUUUUAACGGAAUUUGUGAAUUAUAUUUAUUCUAUUAAUUCUUUAGAAAAUCAACAAAUUUCAUUUACUAAUUCAUUUGUUAAUGAUUUAACAAUUUUGAAUACAUUAAAUUCAUCCAGUUUGGCAUUAAAAAAUGCAUUUAAUAUUCUUAAUAAUCAUUGGAAUCAACAACAAAAAGAAAUGUCAGCUGAAGUAAUAUUUGAAUAUUCAAAAUUAUUAUAUUCUAGAGGUUCAUAUCAAGAAGCAAUUUUACGAGAAAAUUUAAUUGAAAAAUGUUUAUCACUUGCAAUUACUGUUGAAGAAGAUGAUUAUCCUUCUUGUGCUAAAGCUUGGUUCGCAAAUGCAUCUUAUCAUUAUCGAAGAGGAAGGCAAAUAUUGGAUGAAAUGAUACAUAAUAAACUUAUUGAAGAAUCCGAUAAAAUUACCGCCACAUUAAGAAUAUUAAGAUUGUUAGUUAAAUAUGGAUCCGAUUUGGAGUCCUCAUUUAAUAUUGGAUUUAAUAACAAUAAUAUGGAUGUUCGUUCAUGGGAAAAUAUUAUUCCACAAUUAUUCUCACGAUUAGAUCAUCCCGAUUAUUUCGUUCAACAACAACUUUGUAAAUUAUUAUGUAAAAUUGCGACAAAUUCCCCUCAACUCGUAGUUUAUAAUACUUUGGUGGCUUUAAAUUCUCAUGGAACUAGUGAACAAAGUAAACAAUUACUUAAGAGGAUUGCGGAUAGUUUGGAUAAUUCUAAUGGUGCACUUAUUGCUGAAAUUAGACAUGUGAUUGAGGAAUUAAAACAUUUAACGGUUUUAUGGGAAGAAUUAUGGUUUAAUAAAUUAAAUGGAUUACAACUUGAUAUUAAUAAACGAUUUCUUAAAAUUGAAAAAGAAUUUGAAAGAAUUAAUGAUAAUCUGAAUCUUUCAUCUGAUCAAAGAAUCAAAUUUAUGAAAGAAAGUUAUGAUACUAUCGUGAAACCUGUAAUUUCUUCUAUUGAACGUUUAUAUAAUAAUACUAUUUUGAUUACUUCAACUCCACAUGAAAAAUGGUUCCUUAAUAAAUUUGGUAAUCGAAUUCAUGAAUCACUUGAAUUAUUAAGAUCCCCACGUUCAAUAGAAGGAUAUAAAGAUGGUUGGGAUUUAUUACGGAAUAUUCAGAAAGAAUUAUCCAAAGUUCUUCAAACAAAUCGAUCAAUAAAAUUAUCUGACAUUAGUCCAUUCUUAAAUUCAAUUAAUUCAUCCCAAAUAACAAUGCCAGGUUUAAAUGGUUUAAAUACAUCAGUAACAAUUCAAUCAUUUGAUGAAAUAGUUAUCAUUUUACCUACGAAAACGAAACCUAAAAAAUUAUUUCUUCGUGGUUCGGAUGGAAAACAAUAUGGUUAUUUGUUUAAAGGAUUAGAAGAUCUUCACCUGGAUGAAAGAAUAAUGCAAUUAUUACAAAUUACCAAUAAUUUACUUUUACGUGAUAAAGAUUCAUGUAAACGUAAUUUAAGAUCUAGAAAUUAUGCAGUUAUUCCAUUAGGAGAUCAUUCUGGAAUGAUUCAAUGGGUAGAAAAUGCCGCACAAAUGUUUACGUUAUAUAAGAAAUGGCAAUUACAUGAACAUUUUGCAAAUAUACCAAGUGAUAUGUUUUUUGAAAAAAUUGCGAAAAAUUUAAAAAAGGAAGGAUGGAAUUCUACAACAUCUCGACGUAAUUGGCCACAUAUCGUUCUUAAAUCAGUUUUUUUAGAAUUAUUAUCAGAAACUCCAUCAAAUUUAUUAGAAAAAGAAAUUUGGGCAUCAUGUACCACACCAAUUGAAUGGAUAACAAAAUCAACAUCAUUAUCAAGAUCAUUAGCAGUUAUGUCAGUUAUUGGAUAUAUAAUAGGAUUAGGAGAUCGACAUUUAGAUAAUAUAUUAAUAGAUUUUGAAUAUGGUGAAGUAAUUCAUAUUGAUUAUAAUGUAUGUUUUGAAAAAGGGAAAAAAUUAAAAGUACCAGAAACUGUACCAUUUAGAUUAACUCAAAAUAUAGUGACAGCAUUAGGAGUUACUGGUGUUGAAGGAGUAUUUAGAAUAGCAAGUGAAAUAGUUUUAGGGGUAUUAAGAAAGAAUAAAGAAAUUUUAAUUACAUUAUUAGAAGCAUUUGUAUAUGAUCCAUUAAUUGAUUGGCAUGUAGAUUUAUCAGAAGAUCGUAAUAAACAAUUUAUGGAAUUAGAAGAAAAUUUUGGAUUAUUAACUUCUAGGAUAGCUGAAUUAAGAAUGCCUAUUGAGAAUAAUCGAGAACACCUUUCAAAAUUAUUAUCAAAAUUCGAACAAGUAUGGAAACAAUAUGUGAAUAUAAUGAAUUUACAAACUGAAACACGAGAAUAUAAUAAUCGAGAAAGUGGUAAUCGAGGAGAAUAUGGUAAUCGAGAAUAUAAUAAUUUAGAAUUCAAUAUUCGAGAAUACAAUAAUCUAGAAUUUAAUACUCGAGAAUAUGGAGAAUUUGGAGGAGAAUAUAGUAAUCGAGAAUUUAAUAUCGAAAAAAAUAUUGAAAUAGAAAAUUAUAAAUCGGCACUUUCACAACGAGCUAAUGAAUGUGCAUUAUGGAAUGCUCAACAUGAAAAAACCAUUCAAUCAAUUCAAGGACCAUUACUUCAAGUAAUUUUUAAUGAAGUAUUUUCUUCAUCACCACAAAUUGGAUUAUCUUCAUCAAUAUUUAAUCCAUAUUUACAAAUCCUUUCAAAAAAUGAAUUCAUUCUUCAACAAUGUAGUAAAAUUGAACAAGAUUUUAUGGGAUGGAUGAAUGAACGUAAUUCAACAUUUAAGAAUUGUUUAGAAAGAUUACAAUUUUAUCGAGCAUUAAUAAUUCCCGUAACUCAAGUAUUAUUAUCACAAGAUUAUUAUGUUAAAUGGCCGCCAAUAUUAUAUUCUUUAUUAAAUUCUUCAUUAACAAGUCAUGAUUUUCAAAAUCAUUUAUUUUCACAAAUUAGUGGAAUUAUUUUUAAUGAUUCAUCUGCACAUGGAAUUUCUCUAUUUAUAAAUGAAUUUGAUGAAUUAUUUAAUGAAUUAAAAAAUUCAAUAUAUAAAAUUCAGAUUUUAUUUAAAGAAUCAAAUUUAUUAUUACAAGAAAAUCAAUAUUCAAUUAGUGAAUUUUUAAUGGAUGAUUUCACUGUAUACAAACUUGAUGUUAUAACUAAUAUAUUAAUAGCUUGUGAAAAAUAUUCUAAAGAAAAUCAACAAUCACAUCAAAGUAAUAAUAAUACCAUCUGGAUUUCAUCAAUAUCAUUAGCUGAUUCAUUUAAGACAAGUUCACCUGAUUCAUUUCAAAAACUUUGGAGAAUAAUUGAUUGGAGUGUUUUCGAAUUUUUCAUUCCGAACGUGAAAUUACUUUAUAAUCUUGUUAUAAAUAGAAUCGAUACUUUAAUUAAAACAGAUUUAAAUGUUAAGGACAUCGGAAAUCACGAAGAUAUUAUUGAUAAAAUAAUUGAAAAAUCCAUAUUUUCAACUGAAGAAAUUCAAAUUCAAAAACAUAAAGUUAAACAAUAUUGUUUUCACGGAAGUAAGAUGAAAUAUAGUUUAAUUAGACAACAGUUUAUGCAGAAUUUAACUCAAGAUGUUAAUCGAUUUGCUAUAUUGGAAAACCUUCUUCAAGAAUUAUCAGUUCGAUAUCGAACAAUUGAUUCCGAAAUUGCUGAAUUUAUGACGAUACAUUUGAUAUCAGAAAAUUCAAAUGAAAUAUUACAUUCAUUUGGUGAGGCCGUAGCAAAUCAACAAAUAAUUUUUGCUCAAGAAUUUGAAAGAAUAAAACAUGUCGUUAGUUUAUGUAAUUCAAUUUUACAUUUGGAAACAUUCCGGACAACAGACAAAACAUUUGUAAUGGAUGCUGAUACUCUUCAUUUAGUUAAAAGGCUUCAAUCUGCCGUUAUUGGACGAAAUCCACUCCAAGAUUUACAAUUGGAUAUUACCCAACAAUUAUCUAAUUUGACGGUUGAUGAUUCGGGAUUACCACGAAAUCUUGAAAAUCUAACUAAAGAUUUAAAGAAUAAAAUUGAUGAAAUUAAAAGUUUAGUAAUAGAUUUAAUUCCAUUAAUUGAAUCUAUUGCCAAUACAGAAAUUGAUACUGAAGAUAUUAAUGGAGGGAAAGAUAUAAAAUCAAAAGCAAAGGAAUUCAUGCGUGAAUGGUCAAAUCUUGAUUUCGCUAUAGAUAAUGGAUUAAAUAAUACAAUUAGUGUUGUCGGUGGGCAUCUAAAAUAUAAUAAUGAAACAUCUGAUUCUGUAUGGAAUCCAGAUUCAAUUUCAAUUUUAGAAAAUACGCGACAAGAAACUGUAUCACGAAAUGCAUUUGCGGUAGGAAUUAUUCGUCAAAUAAAGGCCAAAUUAGAAGGAAAGGAUUUCGAUUCCAACGUUAAAAUGACUGCGCAAGAACAAAUCGAUAAAAUUAUUGAGCAGGCCACAAAUAUUGAUAACCUAUGUGUUAUGUAUGAAGGCUGGACACCAUGGAUUUAG